GUACUUAAGUAAACUUUAAGGCCGGGGUACACUGUGAACAAAUCUGUGUAAAUGGCCAACUGCAGCGAGAGUUUCCCAUACACAUCCAUUCUAUUCCCAGAGAUAGAGGAGGAUGCAUUCUUUAUCGUUUCUGCUGUUAUUGGGGGUAUCUUUUUGGUUCUGAAUCUGCUCAACUUUGCGGAAGAGUUAUGGUUCCUGUGUAGGUACAACUCGAAUGCUCCUGCCAAAAACUACACCACCUACAUCCUCAUCCUGUUUCCGGCCUUAUCUUUAUGUUGUGUUAUGGGCCUUCUAGUUCCUCGUUCAACAUUGUUCAUGGAAUUUACUACUUCCACAUUACGCGCCAUUGCUAUCUUUGUCUACACGAGGAUCCUAAUUGGUUACUUUGGCGGAGAAGACAAGCUAUUGGCUGAAAUGACAGAUUUCCCCAUCACCUUUCGAACGCCGCCCUGCUGUUGUUGUUGUUUUGCUUGUAUAAAGCCAUCUACCAUAACUAGUAAAACCUUCAAAGUAAUUAAUGCCCUCUGUGUUCAAUUAGUGAUCAUCCGGCCCUUUACAAUGCUGAUCUUAUUUCUCUUGUGGGUGGACAACAGAUAUGAACUAACUGACAAAAUGAGUACAUCCAAUCCUGGUACUUACUUUCAAUUCAUCAACAUCGCCAGUCUACUCCUCUCGAUGUGGGCAGCAAUCGUGUUGACAAAGGCUGUAGAAUGCAAACUCCCAAACAGAAGGAUCCGCGCCAAAUUUCUCUCAGUUCAACUGACGAUGGUUUUCUCUGACGCCCAGAGGUCAAUCCUGACGAUCCUAGCCUCCAGUGACGUCAUUGACUGCGUGGGUACACGUGGUCCUAUGGUUCAAGCCUAUCGUUACCACUAUGCCCUUCUAGUGCUGGAAACCUUCUUGUUGUCUCUCUUAGCCAGAUACGCCUACAGAUUUCAGGAUCCGCCAUACCAGUAUGAGAAGAUGGAGGGGCAAGUUGAUGAAAAGAACUGAGAUUCUCCUGCAGUUAGUACCAUCCGUGCGUUGCUGACCGCCUGCAGCUACCAUGCAUGUGCAUUGCUUGCAGACUGCAUAACAAAGUCCAUGUACUGUACAUAACAGAAUUUGGCUUAGAGAUUCUUUCAGCUAAAACAAAUGUCAGCUAAUUUUUAGAAACAAAUGUCACUAACAAAUGUCAGAAAACGAUUUAUUGCUUAAUUAAAAAAAAAAUAUCGAUGAUGUAAAUAUGAUUUGUUAUUAUAUGAUUGAUAAAUUCCAAGCUCUCUGAUUGGUUCAUAUCCAACUAUCUAGAAAAACAAAGAUAACAUUUAAUUUUCUACACGUUGGUCGUCCAAUGAAAUAUUCCUUAAUCAGUUUCCCAAUUUGUUCGGCAAUGGCUUCAAACUAAAAUCUUUGCUUUAUAACACUCAAUUUCAUAUAUCUGUAUCAAUCAUAUAAUAAAAUAAUUAUUGCUAUUUUUUCGCCUCUUGCUAGGUGAAUAUUGUACUUUUUGGGUAGCUUAAUCAUC
Magallana angulata is the source of this 1507-nucleotide messenger RNA. RefSeq names its product organic solute transporter subunit alpha-like. Gene Ontology annotation, biological process: transport. The record is from RefSeq and is a predicted model, not a curated record. The transcript is spliced from 8 exons. Gene Ontology annotation, molecular function: transporter activity. The coding region runs from base 52 to 993 and encodes 313 amino acids. NCBI's taxonomy places the organism in Eukaryota, Metazoa, Mollusca, Bivalvia, Ostreida, Ostreidae.